Messenger RNA from Botrytis cinerea B05.10, 4868 nucleotides. RefSeq lists its product as hypothetical. The coding region runs from base 290 to 1294 and encodes 334 amino acids. The transcript has a single exon. Lineage: Eukaryota; Fungi; Ascomycota; Leotiomycetes; Helotiales; Sclerotiniaceae. The record is from RefSeq and is a predicted model, not a curated record. Gene Ontology annotation, biological process: transmembrane transport. Gene Ontology annotation, molecular function: ATP hydrolysis activity; ABC-type transporter activity; ATP binding. Gene Ontology annotation, cellular component: membrane.
GAUGGAUAGGGGUCGAACUGAACGUUAGUCGUGUUCCAUAACUUCCUUUUUUUUUCAAAAUGUACAUGCCAAUGUUUUGCACUCCGAUUUUCGUGCCCAAUUUUGUGAACGUGUUUUUGUUAUGUAAGUUCCAAGAAUCCUUCUCCAUCACCAGGGUGCCACUCUCGGGCGGAUUAUAGACUGAAAAUUCAUCGCUUGUCAAAGCAGAAACUUUUUUGUUGAUUCAAGUGCAUGGCGUUGUAUCUUCGACAUUCGAGUUCUGCAACUAUCAUUGAUCUUGAUUGCAGUCAUGUCAAAACUUUCGGCACUGAAAGAUCGAAUCGUUGGCCUGCCCUCCAAGGUUGCGGGUGCCGAAAAGCAAAGCGGACAAUACUUACGUCUAUUACUCUCAAGUGAUCCAGAACCGCUCGAUUAUGUUCUUCUUGUCGUUGGAUUCAUCACCUCGGUCGCUUCUGGGGUUCCAUUCCCCCUACUGGGUAUCUUGUUCGGCCAACUGGUAGACGACCUCAAUUCAACAUCUUGUAGUACCUCCUCGACUAGUUCUGCGUCACUCACAGAUGGCGUUGUGACUAAAGUAUUAGAUGUCAUUUACGUGACAAUUGCAAAUUUCUGUUUGAUCUAUAUUCAUACUGGAUGUUGGAGUCUUCUUGGUGAGCGUCUCGUUAGACGCCUGCGAAUGAGAUAUCUAGAUGUCCUUCUACGUCAAGAAGUCGCAUUUUUCGAUACAUUGCCAUCUGGUGAAGUAGCUUCCCGCCUCGAUGUCGAUCUUCAAACCAUCCAAACAGGAACCUCUGAGAAGGUCGGAAUCUUUAUUGCCAGUAUAUCCUACUUCGUCGCCUCAUAUGUCGUCUCUUUCAUCAAGAGUGCAAAACUGGCGGGUAUGCUCAUCUCUUUGGUACCAGCCUAUCUUUUGAUGGCAUUGGUGGGAGGACACUUUACUCAAAAGUAUGCAAGCCGAAUGUCAGAUCAUGUAGCAGCAGCGACAGCUAUUGCUUCAGCAGGACUGUCAAAUAUGUCUUUGGUUCAAGCUAUGGGCGCCAGUUCCCGCUUGGAAGCUGUGUACGCUCGUCACAUUGGUGCGGCACAAAGAGAGGGAAUCAUGAAAGCUAUUGUCGCAUCCGUGCAACUUGGUUGUUUGUACUUCAUUGCUUACUCCGCAAAUGCUCUUGCUUUCUGGCAAGGAAGUAGAGAAAUUGCUGCCUCUGUUGACACCGGAUCUGGAACCACAGUAGGAGCUGUGUACACCGUCAUCUUCCUCCUUGUUGACUGUAAGUUAUUCAAACCCAUUGUUUAGGCUCGUACUAAUCAUAUGUAGCAUCUUUCAUUGUCAGUCAAAUCGCUCCUUUCAUGCAAAUAUUUGCUGCAGCUAGUAGUGCGUUCACCAAGCUCGUCGUGACGAUCAAUAAGCCCUCCUUGAUCGAUGGAACAACUACAACCGAAGGUCAAACCUUCACUACAAUCCCGGGAGAUCUAGAAUUCAAGAAUGUGGAGUUUGCAUAUCCAUCGCGACCUGAAGUUGUUGUUCUUAAGUCAUUCAGCUUGAGAAUCCCAACCAAUAAACACACCGCACUCGUCGGUCUCUCUGGUAGUGGAAAAUCCACUGUCGCAGCUUUAGUUCAACGUCUUUACGACCCUGUUCGCGGUGAUGUAUUCAUUGGUGAACACAACAUGAAAACCAUCAAUGUCAAGUGUGCGAGAAGUUUCAUUGGAACAGUUGCUCAAAACUCGACACUUCUUGAUCGAUCAAUUCUUGAAAACAUCGCCUAUGGUUUAGUCAAUUCACCACUUCCAGAACAUAUUGAGCUCAGAGAGACAUUAUUGGAUUCAAGCUUACCAGAUCUUGCUCAGGCCAUCCGUGAAGGUGCCAAUCCUGAAGAGGCCCUCGCCGCUAGCUCAGCCAACGUUCAAACAAUUGUUAGACUUGUGCGAGACGCGGCGACAGAAGCUGAUGCUCUCGGCUUCAUUGAUCGAUUGCAGUAUGGUAUGUCUACAGAAGCUGGACCCGGAGGCAAUCGACUCAGUGGUGGUCAAAAACAACGUGUUGCAUUAGCCCGUGCUAUUGUUCGUCGCCCAUCUAUUUUGCUCCUCGACGAAGCUACCGCAUCUCUAGAUUCGGCCAGUGAGCAUUUAAUUCAAAUGGCUCUGGAACGAGUUAGCGAAGGAAGAACCACGAUUUCAAUUGCCCACAGACUGUCAACAAUUAAGAACGCCGAUAACAUUGUGGUCAUGAGCCAGGGUGAAAUCCUUGAGCAAGGCACAUAUACUGAUCUACUUGCUCGAGAUGGUGCUUUUGCAAACCUAGUCCGACUCCAAACACUUGCCUCUUCUGACGAACCGAUCUCUGAGAUUCAAACCGAGGAUGCCAACGAAGAUGAAGAAUAUUUGCAAGAAAAGAUUGACAAUACUGUAAGUAACUCGUGUAGAUUUUGAUAAACUAUACUAAUCGACAUAGGAAUUCGCAAAGGUCAGGUCAUUGGACAACACCGGAAAAUCUACUCCAGUUGCGGAAAACAGCGAUUCUGGUGAAACACUCGCUCCAAAGGAUGAUAAGACUGCUACUAAGGGCCGAUCAUUCCUCUCCACGUUCUUUGGUAUUAUGUCGAUGGCUAGACCUCAUUUGUUCUUUGUUUUCUUGGGUAUCGCCGGUGCUGUUAUAGUAGGUGGCUCAUAUUCUGGAGAAGCUGUUAUUUUCGGUCAUACAGUCAGCAGUUUAAGUCCCUGUCUCAGCCCGGCUAGCAUCCGUAGUAACGGAAGUUUGUACGGAUUGUUGUUUUUCGUUUUGGCUUUGAUUGAAUUCUUCGCCAACGUCAUCAGCGCAUCUUCUUUUGGUCGUGUUUCCGAGAAGCUACUCUAUCGUGUCCGUGUUUUGGCACUAAAAUCUCUUUUUGCACAAGACAUUCAAUGGCAUGAAUCAGAGAACAGGAGUCCCGGUACUCUUAUUUCGUAUAUCAGCGCUGAUGCAAACGCAUUGAGUGGUAUUACUGGAACUCUUCUCGGGGUUAUGCUAUCGAUUAUCGUAUCCAUGGUUUCUGGAAUUAUCCUCGCACACGCCGUCGCGUGGAGAAUCGCUGUCGUAUUGCUUGCCACCAUCCCCGUUCUACUUUCAUCUGGUUUCUUGAGAUUGAAAAUUCUCGCAAGGUUCCACGAAAGACACGCAAAAGCUUUCUCUAACUCCGUCUCUAUUGCUACUGAGGCUGUUUCGGCCAUCAAAACGGUUGCAAUCUUUUCACUUGAAGGAGAAACUGUCCAGGUUUUCAAUAGAUCGCUGAAAGCUCCUUAUACUGCAACACUAAAGACAAUUGCAUACGGAAAUUUCUGGCUCGCCAUGGCUUACAGUAUGAGUAACUUAGUUUACGCAUUAGCAUAUUGGUGGGGAGCUCGAAAUGUUGCAGAAGGACGUUACAACCAACAACAGUUCUUCACAGUCCUACCUGCCCUUUUGUUCAGUGCCCAGCUAUGUGGACAAAUGUUCUCUCUAGCUCCCGAUAUCUCUAAAGCCGGAGUAUCCGCUGCACGAGUUCUUGAUUUGAUAGAUAUUGGUCCUGAAAAUCUCCUCGAAUCUAAGAACAGCCGAGCAACAAAUGAUCCAGAAGCAUCUCAAGGAAUGAUCGAGAAACAGCCCAUCAGAUCAGGUGGUCUCGCCGUACGCUUUAACAACGUUCGUUUCUCCUACCCCGCUCGUCCAGAUAUCGAGGUUCUUAAAGGUCUCACCAUCAACAUUACCCCCGGUACAUUCUGCGCGCUUGUUGGUCGUUCUGGAGCCGGAAAAUCAACCAUCAUUGCCCUCCUUGAACGAUUCUACUCCCCAGCGUCCGGUAGUGUCGAAAUCGAUGGUCAAGACAUUUCCAAAAUUGAUGGCGUUGCGUUCCGCGAUGAUAUUGCACUCGUGCCCCAAGAAAGUGUCCUAUUUGACGGCACCGUUCGCUUCAAUCUCGAACUUGGUGCUCGUGUCGGACAUACCCCAACUAUGCAAGAGAUCGAAUCUGCAUGCAAAUUGGCAAACAUUCACGAUACCAUUGUCUCUCUUCCCGAGGGAUACGAAACCCCCUGUGGUUCCAAUGGUGGACAAUUUUCAGGUGGACAAUUACAACGUCUCUCCAUUGCUCGUGCAUUACUCAGAAAGCCACGCUUACUACUUCUUGAUGAGUCAACUUCGGCUCUUGAUGCCGAGUCUGAGAAAUUGUUUGAAGAGGCUUUGGAGAAGACAGCAAAGGGUGUUACUGUUAUCGCUAUUGCCCAUAGAUUGAGAACCAUCAAGAAGGCGUCGACGAUUUUCGCAAUUGACGGCGGUAUUUGCGUGGACCAAGGAAGCCACGACGAACUGGUGGCUCGAAAUGAGGAGUAUAGAGCCAAUGCUGCCUUUCAGACAUUGUGAGUUAACAUAGUAGUGGCGGGGGAAACUAAGCGUAAUUGAAGGAAAACAUGAUGGUUUUGCUUUCGAAACCCCCAGACAAAAAUCGGAUUUUUUGUACUCUAUCUGCAACGAUUAGACUUCGGCCCUGUUUCGUAAUGAAAAGAAGAUUUCCUAUAUAUCUAUAGACUUUAGCAUACUGUACAUACAUUUAAUUAUCAAUCUUAGACAGCGUUUACUUCACCUCACUCGAAAUAUAAAACUCUCAAUUCCCUACUUAGUAGUUCCUUAUCCGUGCUCCUGAGCUCGUGGUAAAUAUCAUUCUUUAUUCUCAAUCUUCCUUACUCAAAUCUUGAAUUCAAACUGAUAUAUCUUUUGUCAUAUCUGCGUGCGUACUCUGCCGCUUCAUGGUAUAACGUAGUUUAUCACCAUGUACAGGUGAGAGUCAAGGGCCUCAAAGGAGUUCAGCGGCGCUGGUCUUCCACUCUUAGUAAGUUCAAAAUACUUCGUCCGUUCA